Molecule: messenger RNA, 1958 nt
Organism: Thalassophryne amazonica
Lineage: Eukaryota; Metazoa; Chordata; Actinopteri; Batrachoidiformes; Batrachoididae
Product: Xan_ur_permease domain-containing protein
Exons: 12
Coding region: 27-1853 (608 amino acids)
Biological process (GO): transmembrane transport
Cellular component (GO): membrane
Molecular function (GO): transmembrane transporter activity
Source: RefSeq, a predicted model, not a curated record
ACCUGAGCCAGUAAUCUGAAGCUGACAUGGCACCAGAAAAGGAAAGUAAUGGUCUUGACAACUAUGCAUUUUCAACAAAAGGUGAUGAGGAGCUGAACCCGUCCAUGGACGAGGACAACAACAGGCUGGUGUACUGUGUGACAGAUGUUCCUCCCUGGUACCUCUGCAUCAUUCUCGGCAUUCAGCACUGUUUGACGGCGUUUGGAGGGAUCAUUGCCAUACCCCUGAUCCUGUCCCAGGGUUUGUGUCUGCAGCAGGACAGUCUCACUCAGAGUCACCUCAUCAGUACCAUCUUCUUCGUCUCCGGCUUAUGCACGCUGCUGCAGGUGACCUUUGGCAUUAGAUUGCCGAUCCUCCAGGGCGGCACAUUUACGUUGCUCGCCCCUUCCAUGGCGAUGUUGUCUAUGCCGGAGUGGGCCUGUCCUGCUUGGACACAGAAUGCCAGUGUGGUCAAUACUUCGUCGUCAGACUUCAUAGAGGUGUGGCAGAGUCGAAUGAGAGCACUCCAGGGAUCCAUCAUGGUUGGCUCAGUCUUCCAAAUAUUUGUUGGUUUCUCCGGUCUCAUUGGUCUCUUCAUGCGCUUCAUUGGACCGCUGACUAUCGCCCCCACCAUCUCCCUGAUUGGACUCUCGCUCUUUGAAUCAGCUGGAACCAGCGCUGGCAACCACUGGGCUAUCGCUGUCAUGACCACAGCACUCAUCAUCCUGUUCUCUCAGUACCUUCGUCACAUUGCGAUUCCAUUCCCUACAUACAGCAAGGACAGAAAACUGCACACUGUACCCAUCUACGUCUUCCAGAUUCUCCCUGUUCUUCUUGGGAUUACUCUGUCUUGGCUUGUGUGCUACAUUUUGACAAGGUACAACGUACUUCCAUCUGAUCCAGACCGGUAUGGCUACCUGGCUCGCACCGAUCUAAAGGGAGAUGUUAUUGUCCAAGCUCCAUGGAUCAGUUUUCCAUAUCCAGGCCAAUGGGGAAUGCCCACCGUCAGCCUGGCAGGUGUGGUUGGCAUCUUAGCUGGUGUGAUUUCAUCCAUGAUAGAAUCAGUGGGGGACUACCACGCCUGUGCCAGGCUGUCUGGGGCUCCUCCUCCCCCCAAGCACGCUAUCAACAGGGGUAUUGGUAUCGAGGGAUUUGGCUGCCUGCUGGCUGGAGCCUGGGGAACAGGAAAUGGUACUACAUCAUACAGUGAGAACGUUGGAGCACUGGGUAUUACAAAGGUUGGAAGUCGUACGGUGAUUGUAGCCAGCGGAGUGUUGAUGAUUUCCAUGGGUGUGUUUGGUAAAAUAAGUGCUAUAUUCACAACAAUCCCAUCACCUGUGAUCGGGGGGAUGUUCUUGGUUAUAUUCGGUGUCAUUUCUGCAGCAGGAGUGUCCAACCUGCAGUAUGCUGACAUGAAUUCAGCCAGAAACAUCUUUAUUUUUGGCUUCUCCAUGUUCUGUGGUUUGGUCAUUCCUAACUGGAUAUUAAAGAACCCCACAGCUAUAGCUACAGGUGUGGAAGAACUUAACCAGGUGCUGCAGGUACUUCUGACAACCAGCAUGUUUGUCGGAGGAUUCUUUGGUUUUAUCCUGGACAACACUAUCCCAGGAUCAAAGCAAGAACGAGGCAUCCUAGCCUGGAAUAAAGCUCAUGAGGACGACUCGAGCAACACAGCAGAGAGUGGAGCAGUCUACCACCUACCCUUUGGGAUCAGUUCUUACUCCAUGUCAUCCUGGUUCCAGUACUUACCUUUCUGCUCUCCUGGUGUGUCUACUUCUCCGGAAAAAAGUGGUGCAGACAUCAAUACUGUGUACCCCGAGCAGCCACUGGGGCAUCCGGAACCCUCACAGAUAGUCGUCGGAGUUGGUCUGUGAGGUGUCUUAUCUCCACUCUGCCAUUUUGGGGAUUCACAAAACAUCACUGUCAACGGCAGCUAACUUCUUCUGUCCAUUACUGUUGAUGUACUGUUGACAACAUGG